This is a messenger RNA of Aegilops tauschii subsp. strangulata, 1148 nucleotides long. RefSeq names its product protein LIFEGUARD 2. Gene Ontology annotation, cellular component: membrane. The record is from RefSeq and is a predicted model, not a curated record. NCBI's taxonomy places the organism in Eukaryota, Viridiplantae, Streptophyta, Magnoliopsida, Poales, Poaceae.
AGUCACCAGCCACCAGUCCCCACUCCCCACUCGCCUUCCUCCCGCGAAAACCCUACCUCCGGAGGCGAGAUGAAGGGCGGCGACAUCGAGGCGGGCGGCGACGUCGAGGCGGGCACCGCGGCGCCGUACCCCGGGACGACGGAGAGCCCCGAGCUGCGCUGGGCGCUCAUCCGGAAGAUCUACGUCGUCCUCUGCCUGCAGCUUCUCCUCACGGCCGUCGUCGCGGUCGUCGUCGUCAAGGUCCGCGCCAUCCCGCACUUCUUCGUCUCCUCCUACGCCGGCCUCGGGCUCUACAUCUUCAUCCUCAUCCUCCCCUUCAUCGUGCUGUGCCCGCUGCACAUCUACCGCCAGAAGCACCCAGUCAACUUGCUGCUUCUUGGCGUCUUCACAGUGGCCAUCAGCUUCUCUGUGGGCUUGACAUGUGCCUUUACCAGCGGCAAGGUCAUUUUGCAGGCUGGGAUUCUUACAAUUGUGGUUGUCUUGAGCCUCACUGCUUACACCUUCUGGGCUGCAAGGAGGGGCAAGGACUUUAGCUUCCUUGGUCCUUUCCUAUUUGCUUCUCUGAUGAUUUUGCUCGUCUUUGGGUUCAUUCAGAUAUUCUUCCCGCUGGGCAAGCUCUCUCACAUGAUCUAUGGCGCGCUGGCGGCACUCAUCUUCAGUGGCUACAUUGUCUAUGACACGGGCAGCAUCAUCAAGCGCUACAAGUAUGACGAGUAUGUCUGGGCUGCCGUCACGCUCUACCUUGACAUCAUCAAUCUGUUCCUGGGCCUGCUGACUCUGUUUAGGGCGUGUGACAACUAGGCACGUCUCCCUGCCCCUGCUCUCUCGUGCUUCAAAUCCCGUCGACGAAUUUGGUAUCCUGAUGAGUCCUUGACAUGAAGAAUUGUAUACUCUGGUCUGUCUCGCUGGCACGGUGAAAAUGUUGCUUACUUUAGUUGAGUUGAUCCCUAGUAGAGAGAAAACAUAAGAAAACCGUGCGUCGGUUCUAUCCUAUGGAUGGUGGAUGUGAUGAUGUAUUUAGACGUGCUGGAUUGGUCGAUUGGUGGUGCUGGGUUUAUUUAGCUGGGUCUUUGACAUGCUGGACUGGUGGUGCUGGGUUUAUGUAGCUGCGUGGCUUAUGGACGAGGGCAAUAUUGUUUUCUAGCACA